Salvelinus sp. IW2-2015 is the source of this 2419-nucleotide messenger RNA. Lineage: Eukaryota; Metazoa; Chordata; Actinopteri; Salmoniformes; Salmonidae. The record is from RefSeq and is a predicted model, not a curated record.
AUGCCCACUGCGGUGACGCCGCGGCUCCAUGUGUGUUGAGAAGCGCAUUAUUUGGCAACAGAGGCGGUAGCGGGGAGGGCAGAAAAAAAGAGGGUAUCCCCUGGAUUUUUAAAUAACAUCGAAUUAUCGGAGCUGAUUGUCAUCCUAAAUACCUUGGACGACCCACAGUCGACGGAUUGCUGUCGAAUCGACCGAGGGGAUGUCUGAGGAGGCUGUUCGUCAGACACGCAGCCAGAAGAGGGCGCUGGGGAGGGAAAUCUCACCCCAUGAUUCUGAAGCACCUCCCACUCAGUCUGACAGCAAAAAGCUCAAACUAGACGGGGCCGAGACUGGAGAUCCGGACCAGGAUCAUGAGAGCCCAAAUAAACCACAACCAGAACCACAACCCGAAACAACAAAGGAUGACCAGGACCUGGUUAAACCUCUGGUCAAGCCUGUGGUCCAGCCUGAGAAGGCAAUGGAACCAGAACUACCCCGAUUAACAUUACCGUUAGUGUUACCAUCACACCCGGCGCAAGAGCAAGAGCAAGAGCAGGACCGGGCCCCGAAACAGUCAGAACAGAGCUUAGAGAACCYGACUGAGCGGAAUAACCGCGGCGACCAGGUAAAGGUGAAGAGUGAGAUGCAUCUAGAUGGGCAGAACCGGACUGUGCUGUCAGAACCAAAGGUGGCCAGUAGCAUGAUGACGUCAACGGAGGUGAAGGCUACCAUUAAAGUGGAGGUCCAGACAGGAGAGCAGGCUCUGGACAUGAGCACCUCUAGAGGCGCCAUAAAGAGGGAGCCGGGUCCCCCGUCCCCAGAUGAUGACGAUGAUGAUGAUGAUGAUGUCAUUGUCCUGUCAGAUAACGACUCCUGCAGUCCGCCGAUGAACGGUUUGAACCACUUCAAGGAGCUGGACACAGUCCUACUCAUGGUUAACAGAGCAAGGCCAGAGGGAGGGAUCGCAUCAUCAAAACAGUUGAAGGAGGAGCUGAGGUGUGGAGGAGGCCAAAGUCUGGUGCUGCUGAAGAAACCUACGCCAGAGCCAGACACAGAAGGAGUGUUGCAGAAGCCCUCAGGAUUGUCGGGUUCUGCGGCUCCUCCAUCUCUGAUCCGGGGAUCCAUCGCAGCCAGCAAAGGCUCCCAGCAGGUGGUGUCAGGUAGGAGUUCAGGCACAGUCAUUCCACCUCCUCUGGUGAGGGGCGGGCAGCAGAUCUCCUCCAAACAUGGCUCCCACAACUCCCAGAUCAUCAUGCCACCUCUGGUUAGAGGGGCACAGCAGAUCCAGUCUCUCCGGCAGCAGCAGCAACAGCAGCUGUCAGGGUCUGGCUCAGGGAGCUCUGGCCCCCCUCCUCUGCUGCUGGCCCCCAGGGCCAACGUACCCGGCUCUCAGGCCCAGAGAGGCCUCAUGCAGUCAGGCCUCAUCAGGGUGGGCAACGUCAACAAUGCCAGCCUGCUGGUUAACAUCUCACAAGCCUCUCCAACCAACAUGAAGGGUUCUUCUAUCUCUUCCCAGUCUGGAAACAACGUGAACGACUCUCCUGCCGCCCGUCAGGCUGCGGCUAAGCUAGCCCUGCGUAAGCAGCUGGAAAAGACCCUUCUGGAGAUUCCUCCUCCCAAGCCUCCCGCCCCAGAGCUCAACUUCCUGCCCUCGGCAGCCAACAACGAGUUCAUCUACCUAGUGGGCCUGGAGGACGUGGUGCAGAACCUGCUGGACUCCAUGAUGAGAGCUAAAACAGGGUUGCCCCCGGUCAAGCCUGCCAUCAAAGAGCCCUUCACCUGCAUCCAGUGCAGCACCGACUUUACUUGCCGCUGGAGGCAGGACAAGGCCAAGGGCGGGACCAUACUCUGUGCUGACUGCAUGUCCUCCAAUCAGAAGAAAGCCCUGAAGGCUGAGCACACCAAUAGGCUGAAGGCUGCGUUCGUCAAGGCCCUGCAGCAGGAGCAGGAGAUAGAGCAGCGUAUCCUCCAGCAGGCCGCCUCCCCUGUCUCUCACACCCCCUCCUCCUCUUCCUCCUCCUCCUCCUCUCCAUCGGUAAAGGCGGAGCAUCUGAUGUCCCAGCAGCUGAAGCAGGUUCAAGCCCAGGCUAGGGUCUCCUCUUUGCAGCACCAUCACCAUCACCAGCAGCAGAACAGAGGACAGAGCAUUGCACGCCACCACUCCAACAUCAAACAGAGCCCUCAGGGCCAGCUCUCCCGUAGCGGUAUCCCAUCGGUGGGGGUGAGGGGCGUGUCCCACUCCUUCUCCUCCUCCUCCUCUCAGCUGCAGAGCGCUGUGGCCGCUGCGGCCUUGGUCAGCCGGCCAGGUAAGCAUGCCCAUGUGCGCCCCGCUGCCCAGGGUUCAAAGGGCAGCUCCAGUGGGAACAGCAGCAGAGGUAGCGCCCAAGCCACUGCAUGGAGGAAGCAUAACAUCAACACAGGUGUGACAUGGCCUAUGUGA